This is a messenger RNA of Medioppia subpectinata, 435 nucleotides long. The record is from the annotation of a GenBank genome assembly. NCBI's taxonomy places the organism in Eukaryota, Metazoa, Arthropoda, Arachnida, Sarcoptiformes, Oppiidae.
UGAAUGCAAAUAUUAUCACAUUUUUGUCAUAAAAAUACAAUUCAUUCAAACAAUCACUUCAUUUGAUCCCAAGAUAUGGGACAACAAAUGACAACAACGAAGACAUCACUCGAGACCACAGAUGACGGCAAUGAAGACAACAGACAACAGCCAAAAAUCUACUCAAAAGACUCUUUGGAUCGAUUCGGUGAUGAUUUGUGUGAACUUCUGUUGUCUUACUUCCCAUUCAAAGACCGAUUCCGUUGUGAAUGUGUGUCCAAACAGUUCCAGAGGACUGUCUUCGGGAGUGUUGUGGACAUCAAUAUUGACGACCGAUUUAUGAGUAAAAUAUUGUAUAAAAAGAGAGUUAAUAAUCAAAAGUUGGUCUCAAUUGCCAUAAAGUGUCCAAACAUUGAGACCAUUGUCUGUGAAGUCAUAUCCACUGAAUAUAUGAAA